Messenger RNA from Penicillium hordei, 1566 nucleotides. RefSeq names its product cytochrome P450. Bases 1 to 1566 code for a protein of 521 amino acids. The transcript has 5 exons. The record is from RefSeq and is a predicted model, not a curated record. Gene Ontology annotation, molecular function: heme binding; oxidoreductase activity, acting on paired donors, with incorporation or reduction of molecular oxygen; monooxygenase activity. NCBI's taxonomy places the organism in Eukaryota, Fungi, Ascomycota, Eurotiomycetes, Eurotiales, Aspergillaceae.
AUGUCUUGGGCAACCUCAGGUCCUGGGUUUUGGGGCGCGGCUGCAGGAUGCCUUUUCUUAGCCUGGGUCACCUACAGCAUCAUCUAUGCCUUCUGCUGGUCGCCCCUGCGCCACUUCCCCGGUCCAAAGCUAUGGGCGAUAUCUCGCAUCCCGUCCAAUCUCUCCGUCAUCAGUGGUCAUAACCACCUGGACAUUCUGGCUCUGCACAAGAGGUACGGUCCCAUCCUGCGCCUUGGACCCAAUGAGCUGGCCUUCAAUACAGCAGAGGCCUUUCGCGAUAUCUACGGUGCCAGACCUGGUGGUUGCUUCCCCAAGAACCGGAGCAACUAUAUAGCCCCUGUGAAUGGUGUCGAUCAUUUGGUCUGUGCAGUCGAUCAUGCGACUCACGCAAGACAGAAACGGCUGCUAGCUCAUGCCUUCUCUGAUAAGGCUCUGAGAGACCAAGAAGGUCUCAUCACAGGCUAUAUCGAUAGGAUGAUCACCAAACUACGGUCUCAAGUUCGGCAGGGGACUUCCACCGUCGAUAUUAGAAGUUGGAUGAACUUUACCACUUUUGAUAUCACCGGUGACCUCAUGUUUGGCGAGUCCUUCGACUGCCUGAAGGACAGCCAGCUUCAUCCGUGGAUCAAAUUGAUUUUCACCUCUAUGAAGGCUCUUGCCUAUAUUGGCGUUGUAAAUCAGUUCCCUAUGCUCAAGGGGCUCUUGGACUUAUUCCUUCCGCGGGAGGUUAAACGCGUGGGCCAGGAACACUUCGAUCUCAGUGCGCAGAAGGUCGACCGACGCUUGCAAUCAAAUAUGGCUCGUCCGGACUUUAUGUCUGCUAUUCUCCAGCAUGGAUUGAGCGAGGAGAAGGGCCAAUAUCGCGAGAGCGAGCGUAUCAUGACACGGGCUGAGAUUCAUUCUAAUGGUUUUAUUCUAAUUGUGGCCGGUAGCGAAACAUCCGCAACCCUCCUAUCCGGCUGUAUCUUCUACCUGUGUACAGCUCCCUACGUCAUGAGCCGACUCGUCACCGAGAUCCGCUCCAAUUUCGAACAGGACAGUGACAUGACCUUCCGCGCUGUGGAGGAACUGAAAUACAUGAACGCUGUCAUCGAGGAGUCGCUGCGUAUCUAUCCGCCCUUCGUGACGAGUCUGUCGCGCCUGGUACCGCGAGGCGGAGCAGCAGUGGAUGGCCAUUUUCUCCCUGAGGAUACUGCUGUGGCAUGUCACCAUUACGCCUCCUACCACUCCGAGUCCAACUUCGCCUUCCCGGAUAAGUUUAUGCCAGAACGCUGGCUGGAUUCAAACCCGGUCUUUGAGAAUGACAAAAAGGAUGCCCUGCAGCCAUUCAGCCUUGGCCCGCGCGUCUGCCUUGGGAAACAUCUAGCAAACUGUGAAAUCCGCCUCAUUCUUUGCAAGCUCCUCCACCACUUCGACAUAACCCUACGCCCAGAGAGCGCCAACUGGGCCGACCAGAAAGUCUAUUUCCUCUGGGAUAAGCCGGCUCUCAUGGUCACGCUGAAAGACCGAUUUCCUGACGCGGGAAUGCCGGCCGCUCAGGAGCCCAUGCCUCUGUUUUCAGAAUGA